AAGCUCCGACACGGUUCAGCCGAGUUCAGUCGCGCCACUCAUUGUCAGCCGUACGGUGUUCACGUGCCAGCCACAAUCGCUCGUAUACGCUGUCACGUUAUUUCGUCGUCGGCAACGGUGGAUAAAUCGUUCCGUGAGAGGAAAACGGAGGCGGCGGAGGUGGAGGAGGAGGAGCAGACGCAGGCCAGGUGGAUCGAACACGUUCCAUGUUCUCGAUCGCACGGGCCCCUCACGAUCGCAAGAAUGCCUAAUGAAAACGCGCUCUGCGGCUGCGGAGUCGUGGUCGACUUGCCAAAAUUGCGAAACGGCGCGUUGUCUUCGAGGAAGUUGACGAGUAGGAUACCGAAAUCGAAGAGCGCCAAGCCGGAUGGCCGACCGGCUAAGAAACAGCAUUUACAGGAGGAUGCUCGCGCGUCCAAGAGCAGAAGUUUCGAAACUGGGAGCAGUAGUUCGGUGGCCGAACAAGCAAGACCGGUCAGCAAGAGCAGCAAACACGAGAAGCGAUUAAAUCACUCGAGACGAACGAGAAGCGCCGACAGAGCGGAGUCCCAUUAUACUUACAUAGAUUGCGGCUCGUGCAUAGUUGGUGGUGGUAUUCGUGAGAACGUUAUACCGGAGGCGUUGUACGCGACCAUACCAGACACGCCGAACGCGAGCGCUAACGAAACCGGAAAUAGUCAAUUAAACACUCAAAGUAGAUCGCAACCGGUUUAUGCCAUUCCUUCGAUGGUAUCGCCGCCGCCCACCUACGACGUGGCCAUUUCGAAAACGUGGCAGUCUGGUUUACCGCCGACUUACGAGGAAUAUCUGUGUCACGCCAAGUACGCAAUGAUUACUCGAUCGCACACGCCACCUCCGCCGUGGUCAGACACUAGCACGACUACGCCCGCGAUGUUGAAUGUGCAAACACGUCGCGAGAUGCUGGCCAGUCAACCAGAGCUGCGAGAGCAUCUGGCACAGUUGUCGCUGUCUCAAAGCAGCGAGAGGCCGAGCGCUGGUCAUUAUCGUCAUAAUCACCAAGGAGACGUCUUACGCGAUAAUAAUUACCUCUCGAAUCAGCAAGCGUCCAGGGAGCAGCAAGUCAGGAUGCAUCAAAGAACGCGUGACUCCAUGCCUCCCAGAUCACAAAGCGCUAGCCGUGUUCAGCAGCAGAGAAUCGCCACAAUGUACGACGACGGUGCGUUCUGUAUGGAAACGACUGCACUGCUGUCCGCGUUUGAAAACGCCGGAUGCAGCCUGAUGUAAAGAGGAAUCUAAGGGGAACGAAACAGAAGGUGGACGGAGAGGGAGAAUUCCGUGGAUUUUUCCGAAGUAAAUCGUCAUACUUGAGAGGACGUCGUGAGAGCCUUUCCAUGACCGUUCGGGAAGAAGAAAUCUCAUUGUGGACGCAAUGAAGCCCGACGACAGUUCCACGCGACAAAUCUUCCGCGACUUUGAUAUAACGUAAUCGAUUUUCGUCCCUUCCUCUCAGCACUCGUCCCACUCCCUCUCCCACGAAACUUUCCUCCUCCUCGGGAGCACAAUUAGGAGGGCGAAACUUUACGGACGAACCGAUAAUUAAGUGUAACUUUCCCACGGAGAGAAAAAACGAAUUGCACGACGAUUCACUGGUAAGGAUUUCGAAAGUUCGAGGAAAAUUUUUUUUCAGGGCUACGAUAGCUCGGUAGCUACUUUGGAAAUUGUCUGACGCGCAAAAGUCGUCGGAGGUUUCGUCCAAGUUUUCCGAGCACGUUCGAUCCACCCGGCCCUGGCUGCGUACUUCGGGCCAGAGGGAAAGUUUCGCGUGACCGCGAAGACUUCGACGUUUUCCGAGCGGAUGAAAAUGCUAAAAACACGCGGGUAACUUUCGACGUUCCUCGCGAAUCGUGACCCUCUUUUGAUGAAAUCAGUUCCUUCGGAAUUCUUAUUUCGAGCCUCUCUUCAAAUGAAUAUCCCGGUGGACAUUCGAAGUUCGACGUUGCUCGCAUGAAUCCUUUCUUCGAGCAGAGAUAUACUGUCACGAACUGUUCUGUCGUUCGAACGUUAUUUUUAUUCAACGGGAUAAUUCCUGGGCUCAGUGUAACGAAUGACUCGAUUUGUUACUCGCGAAUCGUAAGUAAUUACUAGACUGCAGAUUUCAUGCAUUUGCUGAAAAAUUCGAUAUGAAACAGACAUCUGGAAUUUAUGUAAUGUGUAAGAAAAUGAAUUACAAGUACUAAGUACACAUUAUUAUUUUCGGAGGGUAAGAAGAAAUCUCGAGAUAAAUUUCGUUUUUCAAAUUGACAUCGUGAGAGCUUUAAUUUACAUAAUCCGCAGUCUAGUAAUAACGUACAGCUUCAGAACUACGUAAUUUGAUUUUUAUUAGAUCAGAACGGAUCUAAUAUAAGCAAGACGCAUUCUCAACGUUUCAUUUCAGUUUGCUUGAGCAAGCCGUAAAAUGGAUAUUUCGCAUUGCCUUCAUCCUCCCUGGCUGGACCAGGUUCUCUGUACGCCUAACGAAACAUAAAAACAAACACGUUUCA
Molecule: messenger RNA, 2501 nt
Organism: Ceratina calcarata
Lineage: Eukaryota; Metazoa; Arthropoda; Insecta; Hymenoptera; Apidae
Exons: 5
Coding region: 244-1245 (333 amino acids)
Source: RefSeq, a predicted model, not a curated record